CAUUUAUUCUUUCUCUCUCCAUAUAAAACCAAUUUUGUUGGACUUAUUUUCCUCCGCUUGAAAUCCCCUUCAUUCAUCAACUCUUAUCAACUCAUAUGGCAUAUACAUCAACUACUUCCAACUGAAAGGAAAGAAAAAAAGAAUUUCAAUUCCCCCACACAAACACAAGAAAAAAUGAAUAUCUUCUUCACACUCUUCAUCUUCCUUUCUCUUUUCACAUUCUCAAAAUCAGAAUCCACUUGCAAAAACAACACAGAUUUAUAUCUUGUUUCAAAGGCUUUCACCUCUGUUUAUGGCUUCAACAUCUCUUGGUUCACCUCAAACUGUUCCUCUCCAAUAACUCAGAUAAACUUAUCUUCAAGAAACCUCACUGGUACAGUCUCAUGGAAAUACUUAAGAAAUUUAUCUCAUCUUCAUACUAUAGAUCUAUCAAAUAAUUCUUUAAAGGGUUCUGUUCAUCCUCUGUUUUGGUCCAUUUCAUCUUUGGUUCAAGUCAAUUUGUCAAAGAAUAGGCUAGGUGGAGCAGUUUCUGUGGCUAGAGCAUCAUCACCUAUUCAAAGACUUGAUCUUUCUUUCAACAGGUUUACCAACUUAGGCUCUGUUUUUUAUGGUUUUCCUAAUCUCACUUCUCUUGACCUUUCACAUAAUGAUAUCAAGAUUUUGCCUUUUUGGUUCACCAACCUAACCAAGCUUGAAAAUUUGAGCAUUUCUAGCUGUAACAUUUAUGGUAAUCCAGAACCCAUUUCACAUAUCAAGUCACUGAAACAUUUAGAUGUUUCCAUCAACCACAUGGAUGGUAAGUUUCCCAAUGAUUUUCCUCCUCUGUCCAGUCUUGAUUUCUUGAAUAUCUCAUUCAAUAACUUCACUGGGGUAAUACCUCAAGACCAGUUUGCUAAAUUUGGGAACUCUUCUUUCAUUCAUGCUGGGCACUUGCAAACCAAAAAUCUCUUACCAAAUCCCAAGAACUCCUCACAGUUACACAAUAAAAAUCAUAACUUUACAACCCCAACACACAAAAAAGUGUUGCCUAUGAGAGACAAACCUAUCAAACCAAAAACACAAAAGCCCAAAUCAAGAAAGAAAAUUUUAAUCACAGCCAUUUCAUCUGCUUCAACAUUUCUAAUCUUGGCCAUGGGAUCAGUCAUUUUGUGUCUAUACAAGAGGAGAAAAACAUUGACUAGGAAGAACAAAUGGCUAAUCUCAAAGCCAAUACAAAUACCCUUUAGAAUGGACAAAUCAGGGCCAUUUUCAUUUGAGACUGAGUCAGGGAAUUCAUGGGUUGCUGACAUAAAAGAACCAAGUUCAGCAGCAGUAGUGAUGUUUGAGAAGCCAUUGAUGAACCUAACUUUCAAAGACCUCAUAGCAGCCACAUCUCACUUUGGGAAAGAGUCAUUGUUAGCUGAAGGAAGGUGUGGGCCCGUUUAUAGAGCCGUACUUCCAGGUGACCUCCACGUGGCAAUCAAGGUCUUGGAACAUGCUAGGGAACUAGGCCAUCAUGAUGCUAUUGCCUUGUUUGAAGCACUCUCCAGGCUUAAACACCCUAAUCUAUUGCCUAUUUCUGGUUUCUGCAUUGCAGGGAAAGAGAAGCUAGUCUUAUGCGAAUUCAUGGCCAAUGGUGACCUCCACCGAUGGCUACACGAGCUUCCAACUGCUGCCACCAACGUGGAAGAUUGGACUACCGACACGUGGGAGAUACAAAAUGGGUCCCAAAUAACUUCACCCGGUAAAAUGGAAUGGCACACGCGCCACCGCAUUGCGGUGGGAGUAGCGCGUGGAAUAGCCUACCUUCACCACGCGCAGUCAAAGCCGGUGGUUCACGGGCAUUUGGUGUUAUCUAAUGUCUUACUAGCUGAUGACUUUGAGCCUCGGAUAGCCGAUUUUGGACUGAGCCAAACCCGAGCCGAUGGAUCUACUGAGAUGGAUGUGUACGAUUUUGGAGUUGUAUUGGUGGAGCUAUUAACAGGGAAAAUAGGCUCGGAUGAGACGAUAAAAUGGGUGAGGAGGCUAGUGAAGGAUGGACACGGAGUCGAUGCGCUUGACUCGAGGCUAAGACUCGGUGGUGACUCAGUGAGUGAGAUGGUGGAGUGCCUCCGAGUUGGGUACUUGUGUACAGCGGAGAGCCCAAAUAAACGGCCUAGAAUGCAACAAGUUUUGGGUUUGCUAAAAGACAUACAGCCCCACCAACUCGGAACUCAUCCGAGUUGACUCAGUCGAUAAAUGCAAAAUUUAUAAUCUUUAGGCAAACCACUCUCACUCCAGCGCGUGGUUUGCACGACGAGAAAGACGGACUGGCGUCAUUGCAUUAUUGUACUCCCAUGUGUUUGAUUGACCAGUAGAAAGUCAACAGUACAAGCCACCAAUCCACUUCAUCAAUGGCAUGCAGUCACGUGCAGAUCACGUGCUUUAACUUGAGAGGAACAUGUUUGCUUGCUUGUCUCAUUUUAUUCCCCUCUUUUUUUUCUUUACCUUUUUUAUUUUUGUAAUUUUGUAUAGUACUAUUUAAUUAGAAAAAAAAGUAGAGUUUUGAACAAUAAUUUGUGGGUAAAUUAUUUUUUUCCUUCAGAUUUUAUUUAUUUAUUUGGGGAUGGGGGGCUGUUUUAUUUUCUAGUGGAGCAGAGAAGGCAGAGAAUCCCACUAAUUGCUUGUCUCUUCUAAGGGGCAUUAGAAUCAUCAACUCCUUUAGUUUUCUUUUCUUUUCCCUUCUUUAUUUUUUCUCUUUAAUUUAAACUUUUCUUGUUUGUUUGUUCUUUUUUCCUUUUCUAUUUAUUGCCUUAUUCCUUUUUCUUUUUUUUUUAUAGGAGCAGUCUUUAAUUUUUUGUAGAGAGGAAAAAAGGGUGGGGUUUAGUACAAUCUUUUUCUAAAGUGAUUGGGUCAAAUAUUGAACCAAUGAAGGUAUCCCAUGAGGACUUUUUACUAUCUUAUUAUUUUCAUUAUAAUUAAGCUUUGAAGCAUUUGGAUG
Molecule: messenger RNA, 2959 nt
Organism: Solanum dulcamara
Lineage: Eukaryota; Viridiplantae; Streptophyta; Magnoliopsida; Solanales; Solanaceae
Product: calmodulin-binding receptor kinase CaMRLK
Exons: 2
Coding region: 175-2205 (676 amino acids)
Biological process (GO): protein phosphorylation
Molecular function (GO): protein binding; ATP binding; protein kinase activity
Source: RefSeq, a predicted model, not a curated record